Molecule: messenger RNA, 1122 nt
Organism: Aspergillus versicolor CBS 583.65
Lineage: Eukaryota; Fungi; Ascomycota; Eurotiomycetes; Eurotiales; Aspergillaceae
Exons: 5
Coding region: 19-1122 (367 amino acids)
Biological process (GO): rRNA processing; ribosomal large subunit assembly
Cellular component (GO): nucleus
Molecular function (GO): exonuclease activity; nucleic acid binding
Source: RefSeq, a predicted model, not a curated record
GUCGGACAAGCGCUGACCAUGCGCGCGUGUGUUCGUGGAUAUACUGCGGUGUUGGGUCUGUCGAUGAUAGAUGCGAUGGUACUGCUGGUUCGUUAUAGAGAGGGAGGUUUUGGUCUUGAAUGUCGAUUAUGGAGAGGUUUAUUUCCUUGGUGUUCUUGCUUGACGUAUUUCGUGAUGAAGGGGUUGAUGCGCGGUUCCCUUGUGCUGCAGGUUACGAGGGCGAUUUUCGUUGCUGCCAUGGUGGAAUUAUGUGGUUUCCUGAAUGUUCAGGGCGUUUACGGUCUUUAUAUUAAGGUUGGAUAUAAAUUCGCCACACUGGGCUCGGUAGGCCCGAUCUACCUAUCUAUUAGAAGCGCGGAUAUCAGGGGAAACUGGUCCGCUAUCCCCCUUGCCGAACGAGAUGCACUGAUCGAUGCGCUUCGAGCAAAAUACCAUUCCGUCCAGUCUCUUCGCAAACAAGGCUUCUGGACCCAGAUUCCCAGCCAGCAGGAUCUCGACAUGAAGAAGAGAUGUAGAAACUGUGGAGAAAAGAACAACAAACUUAGGUCCUCGGCAUGCAGGUCCCACCCUGCUAAGAAGGCCUUUGAAGACCUAUUUACUAUCAUCCUCUGGACAGCACACGACUUUGCACUUGCAGACCCCAAUCUCGCACACAUGCAGGCUAGCCCUAAAUCUAACCUUACCGUCCGCAAGGCAGUAGUGCUUGACUGCGAAGUGGUCGGUGCCCUCGGCGUUAAUAACAACCAAGUCAGCGAGGCGAUACGCAGCCCGUGGAGAGUAUUAUUGGCUCUUCUAGUCAAUAUAACGGCGUGGCUCCUAGUUUUUUUUAAGGAUAUGAAGAGGCGGGAGAAGACGGUAUGUGGGUGGAGAGCAGCCAGGGAGUUGGUGUGGAAGAUUAUUGACCAACAAACUAUCCUUAUGGAGCAUGCACUGCAGAAUGGCCUGGAUGUGUUGGGGAUUGUGCAUGCGGAUGCCGUCGACUCGGCCAUUAUGACGCGCGAUGCGGUGGGCUGGGGGUGUCGGCGGACUUGGGCGUUGAGGACGCUGGCUUCGGACUUUCUUGAUCGCGAUAUCCAGACAGGCAAUGGGCAUGAUUGCCUGGAAGACACCUUUGCGGCUUGA